Pseudovirgaria hyperparasitica is the source of this 2208-nucleotide messenger RNA. RefSeq lists its product as uncharacterized. Lineage: Eukaryota; Fungi; Ascomycota; Dothideomycetes; Acrospermales; Acrospermaceae. Gene Ontology annotation, biological process: negative regulation of transcription by RNA polymerase II; positive regulation of transcription by RNA polymerase II. The transcript is spliced from 5 exons. Bases 1 to 2208 code for a protein of 735 amino acids. Gene Ontology annotation, cellular component: nucleus; transcription regulator complex. The record is from RefSeq and is a predicted model, not a curated record.
AUGAUGACCAGUGGAUUCCCUCACCAUGGAGGCGGUCCUGGUGGAGGGCCUCACCCCGGAAUACCUCAAGGUAUGGGACCUGGCAUGGGUGCUCCAAUGAUGCAUCCUGGCGGCCCAGGUCCAGGAGGGCCUCAUGGACCUCAAGUCACCCAAGGUGCCGGCCCGCACAUGAUGGGUAUGCAGCCUGGUGUAGGUGGACCACAAGGACAGCCAAGCCAGCACGCCAUGGCACAUCUCGGGCCUCAGCAGCAACAGAUGAUGAUGCAACAGCAGCAGAUGAACACCAAUUUCCACAUGCAACAGCAGCGUGCAUUCAUGCAGCAACAACAAAUGCUGCGGCAUCAACAGCAGCAACAACAGGCGCAGCAGCAACAGGCACAGCAACAGCAACAGGGCAUGGGCAUGGCCUUUCAGAAUGGGCAACCCGGAGGCUUAACACCACAGCAGAUGCAUGCUAUGCAGCAACAACAUCAGCAGCAGCUUGGUGGUGUUGGCGCUCUUCCUAACCUUCCUCCUCAUUUCAUUGAGGCACAACAGCGCCUGCGUCAACAGCAGCAACAGGCACAAGCCCACCAGGCUGCCCAGGCCCAGCAACAGCAGCAGAUGCAACAGCAGAUGCACGCCAUGCAAUCCCAAGGCAGCAAUCAGGGACACCCCGUCUCGCAACCUCCACAAGGUCCCCAACCACAAGCACAGCAAGGACCCAUGCGACCACCAUCUCAGAUGGGCGGCCCACGAGAAGCGCAACCGUCGCCAGCGCCGCAAGCAGCUCCACAGCAGCCUCCGACUCCGCAGCCACAAGGGGUACAAUCAAAUCCCGGUCAGCCUCAAGCGUCGAACAACCCUCAGCAGAACACGCCACAGCAGGGACAACCAGCGCCAGGUUCACAAUCACAGCCUCAGCCUGGAACCCAGCCGACGUCUGGACCCCCAAACCCGCAGCUACAGCAACAGAUGACCGCAACCCCACUCCAGCAGCAACAAGCUCAGCAACAGGCGCAACAACAGGCCCAUCAACGUAUGAUGAUGCAACAAAUGGCACGGGCGCAACAACAACGAUCCAACAGCGGUCACCUCAUCCUGAAACUUAUAGCGUUCUCAGAUCGACUCGGCGCGUUCACUGCUGAACACAACAAGAUCGAGCUAUGGCAGCAAUUUGUUAGAACCUUCUUUUCAGAAGACGGAAGUUUCAAUUACAUUCUGGCCCACAAAGAUAACGGAAAAACGAAAUUGUACGACAUUUCCGCAGCGUCACUCCCGCGGUUCUACAUGGCACACUUCGAAGGCCAAGAGCGAGUCGAGUCCAUGCGCUUCUCACUGGAAGGCCUACACGAGACCGUAUCACAAACAGGAGGUGUGGUCCAUGCCAGCCGUGCGAAGCUGAUCUACGAUUUCCAAAACGGCACCCAACUCAUUUGCAGUGGCACACUCGCAGCUAUCCUCACGACAGACGACAAGAUUGAGGUCCUCCAUUUUGAAAGUACCAGCUCGCAGGACUAUGUUCCGCGCGAUAGGCUGGCUGAACUUUUUGCUGAAGAUUCGCCGGUGCAGACGAUCAAGCAAUCUCCAAAACUCAACAAGAACGCCAAAAAUCGAAACCAGCGCCAACAGCAACCUCGUACCAUCCGAGAGCAAGAUAUUCCCAGAGCGCCCGUCAACGAGUACGGUGUACUGAGAAAGGUUGGAGGCUUUUUGGAGAUCUCCGAGACGCUUUCCCAUAUGCAAGGACUCAUGGGCCACUACGUAGCGAAUCCGAAUAUGUCAGUCAGUGCAGCGUUGGGCGAUUACGUUCAAAGGAUGCAGGCUAUGCAGCCUCAGCAGCAACUCGGACCAGGUAACAUGCCAGGUGCGCGCACGCCUUCAGGCAUGUCGAGUGGAAAUUUCGGCCCUGGACCAGCCGGACAGUACAUGUCUCCAGCUAUGGCGAACAUGGCACUGCCUCACCAAGUCAACGGUUCUCCCCAUCUCAUGCAGACUCAUACUCCUUCACCUGCUCAGACACAUAACCUCGCUACUCAACAUUCUCAACAAGGUACCAACAGUUCCGCAACUGCAAGCGCAAACACCAGUCCUAAUGUCUCCAAUAAGCGCCGUCGUAGCACGGUGAAGCAGGAAGGCGACGAUGGCGAAGUCAAUGGCACAAACACCAAGACGAAGCCAAGUCCUCGAGUCGGAAACAAUAACAAGAGGUUGAAAUCUGGGGCAUGA